CCUGCAGUAAGAGGAUUGGAUCAUAGUACGGCACACUUCCAUCUCUUCGAUAAUGAUACAGCUCGGACCUGCGACCCAUAGUCAGGAGUCAAUGCCAACCACUUUCGGAGUCAGCCGCGACGACAAUUUCGGGAUGACGUCAGUGCCUGGGACGCCGCUCACGAUGCCCGAUACCUUUCCUUCUUUGGAAGGAACGCCUUGCCCGCCUUUUCCUACUUUGGUGCCCCCGUCGCCUCCCAUCCUUUUGGAUCCUUGUCAAUUCGAACGCUGUAAGAUCGAACCCGAAUAUUAUUGGCCUUCUGUAACCUUCGUGACGGAAGGACACUUGGUUCGACUCCCCGUGGAAUUAUUUACUCAACAUUCCGACGUCUUCGCCGAGGAGUAUGGUCUUCCACGACCGACGUCAGACCACAGUAGCCUCGACACAGGUGAUCCACGUAUUGAGCUCGACGGGAUCGCAUGGGAUGAUUUCAAGAACUUCUUGAAGGCUGUCGUACCAAGGUCCCCGUUCUUGGAGGCCAAGCCUACUCUUACCGAGUCGGAGUGGAUCUCCGUCCUGAAACUCUCCACCCGCUGGCUAUUCAAUGACCUUCGAAAGAUAGCAAUCGACGAGCUCUCCAAAGUUCGAAUGGAUCCAGUUCAACGCGUCUGCCUAGCCAAGGCCUAUGACGUCUACGAUUGGCUGGUCUCUGGGUACGAGGAGCUGGUCGAGAGGCACGACCCUAUCACCGAGGAAGAGGGACAGGAGGUCGGAAUGGGCGUCGCGUUGAGGCUAUGUGGGAUUGCUCUUCGAAGGCUUCGGGGAAGUGGGGUAGUACCCGCCACCAGUGGUCACAGGGUUGAUGUCGUGAACGGAUUUGUAGAAGAGCUGGAGAGCAUCAGAGGCGUUCAAGGACGGUACUUGACAAAGCAGGAGCGACUCGAGAAAGAGGAAGCAGAGCGAGCGGCGAGACAAGAGGAGGAAGCUAAGAGAGCUGAAGAGGAGGAACUAAAGCGAGAAGUGGAGGAACGUAUGGCACGGGAGGCGGCACUUGAAGCUGAGAGACGAAAAGAAGUUGAAGAGGCUCAGCGGAAGGCGGAGGAAGAGGAAGCAGCGAAACGAGAAGCAGAGCGCGUUGAACGCAUCCGUGAGGAAAGGCUCCGCUUACAGCGCCUGGAAGAGGAAGAAAGGAGAGUGAGGGAAGAGUUGAGUACGUUGGAGCGGCUGGACAAGGGGAAACGGAGGAGCGUGGAUCUCGGGGAUUGGUCGGGUUUUGGUGGGACCGGAACCUUGGCGACAGCAGGUCACCCUACUGUGGUUGUUCGUUCGGUCGGUGAUGAGAAUCUCGACCACAAUCCGAUUUCAGUGGUGGACGGUGUAGGCCCAACAGCUUCUAACGUUUUCAUCCAGGAUGAAAUUCCUGUGGACAUCCUUGCCUGCCAUCCGUCUACCGACGUUCAACCGGCAGCGGAUGACAGGGAGAACAAAGAUGAGUUGGCUCCCGCUUUCGAAGUUAAGAAGGGUAAGAAGACCUAUUUGGGGAGCUCCGAGGAUGGUGAAAUGACCGAUGGAAAGAAGAAGAAGAAAAAGAGGAGGUCGCAGCGACGAGGAUAUACUAUAGGAGUGUUAUGUGUUAUUUAGGAAUAAUAAGUGUUAU
Coprinopsis cinerea okayama7#130 is the source of this 1637-nucleotide messenger RNA. RefSeq lists its product as hypothetical. The record is from RefSeq and is a predicted model, not a curated record. Bases 53 to 1621 code for a protein of 522 amino acids. NCBI's taxonomy places the organism in Eukaryota, Fungi, Basidiomycota, Agaricomycetes, Agaricales, Psathyrellaceae. The transcript is spliced from 5 exons.